AUGUUUUGUCUAGCAAGAACCAUUAUGUGGUGCAGAAGUGCAUUAGUUGGCAGGUCCUGGUUAGGUCCAGAGCUGUCCACUCGUUUCAUUGAUCCUGUUGGUAAUUCAAUCGCAAAAUAUAUUCAGUUGAAAUGUGCGUAUAAGCCACACGACACCGGAACGACCAUGUCGAGAUCAGAAGCAGGUCAGGCCGUCGAGCCCAACGCGUACAAGCUGUGGAUCCACUGCAACCGCUGCUACGCCCUGUUCACCGACAAGCAGCACACCUUCUUCCUGCUCGCCUGCCACCACGUAUUCUGCGAGCGUUGCGUCAAAGUCUCCGCCGGCCGCACGCCCAGCGACGCGCCCGUCUUCGAGUGCCCCACCUGCCGGCGGAGCGUCCGUGGCCGCCAGUUGAUCAACUCGAUGCCCAACCACUUCAAGCAGCUAUUCCACCCGGAACCCUUCACUGUCGGCAACGACUUUGCCGUAACUUUCCAGCGAUGCAACCACCGCCACUUCGACAAGUACAAGGAGAGGAAGGAAAUGGAGAUGGAAAAGCUGUGCAAGGACAUCGAGGUGGCCAAGUCCGUUUGCCAGAAACGCUUUCUGGAGGCGCAAAUGCUGCGCGUGGAGCGCAAGAAGCUGAUGCAGCGGUCGCGGUACAUCAAAGCGGAAGAGAUCAAUCGGAAGGCGGAAAUGCAUCGGAUGACCCAGACCAUUCGGAACCGCUCGUUGACUUCCCAGAGCUCAUCAUCCGCACAAAGUUCGGUCCGUGGACGUUCUCGUGGCCGUGGUGGAACCACACACUCAUCUUUGAGUCGACGCCGAUCAAGGGAUUCAAGGGAAUCGGACCGCAGUUCUUCAGCCAAACGCAAGCAGAUCACCAGCUUCAUUCACCCGCCCAACCACUCAUUCGAUCUGUGA
Messenger RNA from Drosophila santomea, 906 nucleotides. It is a transcript of the gene vilya, whose product is annotated as RING finger protein vilya. Gene Ontology annotation, cellular component: synaptonemal complex. The record is from RefSeq and is a predicted model, not a curated record. The transcript has 3 exons. Gene Ontology annotation, molecular function: SUMO transferase activity. The coding region runs from base 1 to 906 and encodes 301 amino acids. Lineage: Eukaryota; Metazoa; Arthropoda; Insecta; Diptera; Drosophilidae. Gene Ontology annotation, biological process: homologous chromosome pairing at meiosis; reciprocal meiotic recombination; protein sumoylation.